GCGGAGCGGCUAUUCCAGAAGCAGGUGGAGACCCUCGUGCAGCUUGAAGGAGCCAAGCCACAGCAGCGACUGAUUGCAUAUCUCCGACCGCCGUUGCCGGCACGUGAUGCCUCGAUGCUGCUCGAUUCCUGCUGCGGGCGCUUGCUCUCACACGCCAGGCCGGCGCAGCUCGUGGGGGUGCUGGAGUGGCCUAGGACAAACACUGGCAAGAUCGACCGCAAGUUGCUGCGCCCGCCGGCGGCUGCGAAAGCAGGUCGAGUCCGUCAGGCCGCUCAUCUUGGGGCCGACCGCUUCGUCACGCGAGCACCCCGGGCUCCUGUCUCCAGGCAGCGGCAAAAAGGUUGGCAGGUCCUCCGUGCAGUGCUGGCUGGUGCUGUGGCUUGCCGCUUUCGUCCUUGGCGCAUGAUCUGCUGGCCCCUGGCGUGGAUGUCAUGGGUUUGGCUCCUCGCUCCUGGCUCCUCUGACGCCUUGUUUGCACAGGACUUGAGCUCGCGGGUCCCCUGGCUCUUGAGCUUGGCGGUGACGGCCCUCCUGCCGAGACAGGCCAUGCUGCUUGCUGCUGCCUUCGCAGGCUGGAAGAUCGGUCUUCGCCGGGCGCUUGCAACACCUCUGCUGUGGUGGAUGGGUCUGAGCAACAUAAACGGCCAGCUUUGCCGCGAACUGGAGUGGUACAGCUGGUAUUUACACCCGCUUCGCGUUCGGCAGCUUGCGAAGCUGGUCUUCGACAGUAUCAUGGACCUGCUUCGUGGCAAGACCUUUCGCGCCCUACGCGGCAAGCGCUCCGCUGAUUGGGACUGGGACAUCGCGCCGCGCCGACAAAGACAGCGCCCUCGGCUGGAGUACGUUUGGGUGGAGCCUGUCUCCGAACUGACGGGGGCCGAGGAGUACUCGGGACAGUCGCGAGGUGAUCUCCCCUACUCCCUGUUGCAGCUUCUGGAGAGGUUGGACAAGGAGGCAGGAUUCGAGCUCGCUCCUGACAUGGCUUUGGCCUCUGCAUUCGACUCUUUGAAGCUCACGGCUCUCGUGGGAGUCCUGCGGCGAAAGCAGGCCCCGAAGCUCUCGUUGAGGGAUGCCCUGGCUUGCGACACGGUCCUGGACUUCUUGAAGCUUCUUGCAGGGAGGAGUGGUGCAGAUUCUGCAGAUCCACCGCACAGGGACAUGGCUGGGCCCAGGGGCCAAGCCGAUGGUGACUUCCGAGUUCGGGAGUGGCCCUACAUGUUUUCACUGUCGGUCUGCUGGGCACUGGACUCAAAAGAGCCAGUGCAGAAGGAGGUGCUCUGUCGCAGCUUGCAGAAGCUGAAGCGGAAGCACGGAGCUUUGCGCAUGCAACUUGCAGACCCGCCUGCCUUGUGGGAUUUUGCCAUGGACGCCGCUUCGAACCUCUCCUUCUCCAGAGCGGUGCUACUACGGGGGGCCUGGGCCCCUCGGUUUCCGGGCCUACCGGCGAGGAUCUUGAAUGGCGUGGGGUUUCUGCUGUGGACGGCCUGGCCACGCUUGACGCAGACAGAAGAUACCGAGGUGCCAGUGGAGGUGGUCCAGUGCCAAAGCCGCGAACAACUGGAGCAACGCUCAGCCUGGUUGUUGGAUGGACGAAAUGCACGCAACUUCCUCACGGGGCCACUGCAUGCCGUCUUGCUGGAGUUGCCGGGUAUGGGAUCUCGGCUCCACAUCGCCGUGAGCCACGGGCUGUCUGAUGGCUUUUCUGGGAUGCCUUUGCUACAGGACUUCGUUCGCCUCUACGAUGCUGAGCUUGCAGGCCGACCGUCCGAAGAAGCCCCGGAGGAUGCUUUCUUCGGCCUUAGGAAGCAGGAAGUUCGGCUGCAGGAGACUUUGGUCAGGGCAGGCUCCGGCGGCGAUCACCAAGCCGACUUAGGCAGCUGGGCCUUGCCAGCCGCAAGUGCCGAUGCCUUCGACCAUUUCGUGUGGCUGCAGCAAGCGACAAUGACCACCCUCCAGACUGUUGUCGAGCGACGGAAGUGGUGCUGCUCCUUGGACGUGGCUGUAUUGGCACUGAUCGGCGGGGCCCUCGCACGGCGGAACCCUACGGGCUCCCUGCACCUGCGCUUCGUGGCAUCUGCCCGGGAUGCCCCUGGGGAAGGAAGUGUCGUCGCAGAUUUCGCAGACUCCAGGGAUUUGGACCUCACUUUUCCGGCCGGGACCACUGUGGAGCAGGCCGUGUUCGCGAUUGCCUCUUGUGUCCGUCACCGACGAUGGCAUCUGCCUGAUCCUCUCACCGACGCCGAGGAGCGCACCUAUAUCAACGUGAGGCCCUUGUUGCAAGGGUUGAACUCGCCAUCGUCGUGGCAUCACACCACUCAGUGGCCUCCGGUGGAGGGCGAACGCAACUGGGAUCGCCGGAACGUAUACCAUGCCCUUUGGAUCAUGGCAGACCAGGUCGGGCCACUGGAGUGGGUGCUAUGCCUCAAGGUUCGAAAGUCCCGUCGCGAAGCCACAAGCCUCGGGGCGGUCAUUGAGGGCCUUCUUCUGGACCUGCACGACAGGCCCGAUGCAGACUUGCUCGAAACCGAGCGCCCGCGCUCCUGA
Molecule: messenger RNA, 2544 nt
Organism: Symbiodinium sp. CCMP2456
Lineage: Eukaryota; Dinophyceae; Suessiales; Symbiodiniaceae
Source: the annotation of a GenBank genome assembly